UAUCAAAUUAAAUCACAAUAUCGAGCUUUGAGUCCGCAAUCAAGUUGCGCCCUUCAGUCUUCAAACAUACACCGCGAAUACCAUCAAGAUGCCAGAAUCCCGCCUCUUCAAGCCGCUCAAAUUGGGCUCUAUUGAGCUGACCAACCGCGUUGCCAUGGCUCCCCUGACACGGUUCCGCGCCGACGAUGAACACGUCCCCCUUCCCUUUGUCAAGGACUACUAUGGCCAGCGCGCCUCAUUCCCUGGCACACUGCUCAUUUCAGAGGCAACCUUCAUUUCCAAGCAGCACGGUGGCUACCCCAAUAUUCCCGGCAUCUACAACCAAGCGCAGAUUGACGCAUGGAAAAAAAUCACCGAUCAAGUCCACAAGAAGGGUAGCUUCAUCUACAUCCAGCUCUGGGCGUUGGGCCGCGUUGCAAAUAAGCAAUUCGCAGAGGCAAAUGGCUUCACAGUGAAGAGCUCCAGCGCGACGCAAUUAGGCGAAAAUGACGCCGUUCCCCAGGAGAUGACGCUUGAAGACAUUAAAGAGACAGUUGCAACAUACGCACAAGCGGCUAAGAACGCCAUCGCAGCUGGAUUUGACGGUGUGGAAAUCCAUGGCGCAAACGGUUACCUCAUCGAUCAGUUCUUGCAGGACAACUGCAACAAGCGCACAGAUUCGUACGGUGGCUCCGUUGAGAAUCGAUCCAGAUUUGCCGUCGAGGUCACGCAGGCGGUCGUUGACGCCGUUGGCGCAGACAAGACGGGCCUCAGGCUGAGUCCAUUCUCCGACUUCCAAGGCAUGAAGAUGGAGGAUCCGAUCCCCCAGUUCAGCGACAUCAUCAAGAAGCUCGACGCCUUCAACCUCUCUUACGUGCACCUCGUGGAAUCCCGCGUAUCCGGCAAUGCAGACAUUGAGAGCACCUACAAGCUCAACCCUUUCCUCCCGCUGUAUCGCGGCCCCCUCUUGAUCGCUGGCGGUUUCAGAGCUGACUCCGCUAAGCGCCUCAUGGAGGAGCACAAGGACCGCGAUGUUGUGGUCGUGUUUGGGCGGUACUUCAUCUCUAACCCCGAUCUUGUCUUCAGGCUGCAGAAGGGUAUCGAAUUCAACGAGUACAACCGCGAUACGUUUUACAACGCGAAGAGCGAGGAGGGAUACACUGACUAUCCGUUUAGCAAGGAGUUUGAGCAGGCGCAGGCGAGCUUGUAGAAUCUAUGGCUUGGGUCCGACAAUAGAGUUUAGAGGCAACGGUGUUAGCGGUUAGAGGCGCGAUUAGAUUGAAGCGUUCGAGCAUCAUGUGUAUAGAUUCGAAACAUAUCCCAACCGUAGCUCUAGAUAUCGACUUUGCGAACUCCCCACACUAUUUUCUCGAUCUUGAACAUAGUUGAUACCAUCAAUGACUCCCAGUAAUUCUUAUCUUGC
Molecule: messenger RNA, 1402 nt
Organism: Cucurbitaria berberidis CBS 394.84
Lineage: Eukaryota; Fungi; Ascomycota; Dothideomycetes; Pleosporales; Cucurbitariaceae
Product: 12-oxophytodienoate reductase 1
Exons: 1
Coding region: 89-1189 (366 amino acids)
Molecular function (GO): FMN binding; NADPH dehydrogenase activity
Source: RefSeq, a predicted model, not a curated record